This is a messenger RNA of Tupaia belangeri chinensis (Chinese tree shrew), 1051 nucleotides long. It is a transcript of the gene TSEN34, whose product is annotated as tRNA splicing endonuclease subunit 34. NCBI's taxonomy places the organism in Eukaryota, Metazoa, Chordata, Mammalia, Scandentia, Tupaiidae. The record is from RefSeq and is a predicted model, not a curated record. Gene Ontology annotation, biological process: tRNA-type intron splice site recognition and cleavage; tRNA splicing, via endonucleolytic cleavage and ligation. Gene Ontology annotation, molecular function: nucleic acid binding; tRNA-intron lyase activity. Gene Ontology annotation, cellular component: tRNA-intron endonuclease complex.
UGGGGGGCCGCACCGUGGGUGCCCUGCCCCGCGGGCCCCGCCAGAACUCGCGCCUGGGCCUGCCGCUGCUGCUGAUGCCCGAAGAGGCGCGGCUCCUGGCCGAGAUCGGUGCUGUGACCCUGGUCAGCGCUCCGCGCCCGGACCCUGGCCAGCACAACCUGGCUCUGGCCUCCUUCAAGCGCCAGCAAGAGCAGGGCUUCCAGGAGCAAAGCGCCUUGGCAGCCGAGGCCCGUGAGGCCCGUCGUCAGGAACUCCUGGAGAAGAUUGCCGAGGGACAGGCUGCCAAGAAGCAGAAGCUCGAGCGGAAUUCGGAGGCUGGUGGGAGCCCACCCGCCUUGGAGAGCGAGGCCGGUGAUGGCCAGCCUUCUGGAGAGCGCGAGGAAGCAGGCCCCGCCUCUCUCCAGCCAGGGCCUGCCAACGGCGUGGCCCCCCUGCCCAGGUCUGCCCUGCUCGUUCAGCUGGCCACCGCCAGGCCUCGACCUGCCAAGGCUAGGCCCCUGGACUGGCGCGUCCAGUCCAAAGACUGGCCCCACGCCGGCCGCCCUGCCCACGAGCUGCGCUACAGCGUCUACAGAGACCUGUGGGAGCGAGGCUUCUUCCUCAGUGCUGCCGGCAAGUUCGGGGGCGACUUCCUGGUCUACCCUGGUGACCCGCUCCGGUUCCACGCCCACUACAUUGCUCAGUGCUGGGGCCCCGAGGACCCCAUCCCACUCCAGGACCUGGUCUCUGCAGGCCGUCUCGGAACCAGCGUCAGAAAGACCCUGCUCCUCUGCUCCCCGCAGGCUGAUGGUAAGGUGGUCUACACCUCCCUGCAGUGGGCCAGCCUGCAGUGAGCUCCAGCGCCCAGGGGAUGCGGCUGGGUCUGGGCAAAUGCCUUCCAGGAGGUUCCCGCGCAUCUCCCCUGGGAGGCUAGCACUGCCCCGCCGCUGUCCUGAGGUUUUGACUCCACCCCCCUCGGGCUCCUGCCUCAAAGCACUUCUAACUGCGAGAACUGAACUCGUCUGUCUUCUACCUCCAGGAGGUCUCAAUAAACUUGUUGAACAAAUGUCAA